UUCGGGUCGCGGCGGCGCUUGGGCCUCGCGGCGCCCCGUAGCCUCGCCCGGCCGCGCGCGCCGGUGGGGGGCGGGGGCUCGCGGGGCGCCGCUAAGGACUUGAGUGACUCUGGACCACUGGUACUGAAAUGAUACUACAGAAGGUGGCAAUUGCAUCGUGUUUGUUGGAUGAAACCUAAAUACUUACUUUCAGUCAAGUGGGUAAACCCCCAUAACUGCGGUUUACAUGUGUAAGUCACUGCGUUACUGUGUUAGUCAUUGUCUCUAUGCAGCAAUGGCAAGACUAGAAGAAGCCAACAAAGAAGUGAACAUGCAUUCUUCAAUCAGAUACCUUGGCUAUCUUGCCAGAAUCAACCUGCUGGUUGCUAUUUGCAUGGGCCUUUAUGUCAGGUGGGAAAAAACUGCGGAUGCACUGAUUUUGGUAAUUUUUAUUUUGGGGCUCUUUGUUCUUGGAAUUGCCAGCAUACUGUACUACUAUUUUUCAAUGGAAGCAGCAAGCUUGAGUCUUUCAAAUCUUUGGUUUGGUUUUUUGCUUGGCCUUCUCUGUUUUCUUAAUAAUUCUGCCUUUAAAACAGAUGUGAAAGAAGAAGCUACUAAGUAUUUGCUCCUCUCUGCCAUUGUUUUAAGGAUAUUGUGUGCUUUCGUUGAGAGGAUUUGUGGUUGUAUCCAUCAUCGACCAACACUGCUGACAACAGUUGAAUUUUUGGAGUUAGUUGGAUUUGCAAUUGCUAGCACAACUAUGCUGGUGGAAAAAUCUAUGAGUAUUAUUCUGUUGGUCAUAGCUUUGGCCAUGUUGAUUAUUGAUUUGCGUAUGAAAUCUUUUUUGGCAAUUCCAAAUUUGGCAAUUUUUGGAGCCAUUGCAUCUUUACUCUUUUUUCCAUCACUGCAAAUCCCCACAAACCCUUUUGCCUUGGCAUGUUUCUUCAGCUGCCUGAUUUCAGAUCCCCUUCUCGACAUUUACUUCAGUGGACUCUCAGUUACUGAACGAUGGCAACCCUACUUGUACCGUGGUAAAAUUUGCAGAAGGCUUUCUGUCAUUUCAGUUGCAGUCAUUGAACUGAUCUUUUUCAUUCUCGCAGCUUUUAAACUAUGGGAUUUGGAUCUUUGGUAUUUUGUGAUACCUGGGUUUUCUAUUUUUGGAAUUUUCUGGAUGAUCUGUCAUGUGAUCUUUUUUAUAACUCUUUGGGGAUUUCACACAAAACUAAAUGACUGUCACAAGGUAUACUAUACCCACCGUGCAGAAAACAACAGCCUGGACAGAGUUAUGGCAUCUAAAGGAAUGCGUCACUUCUGUUUAAUUUCGGAACAACUGGUAUUUUUCAGCCUUGUGGCGACUGCUGUUUUGGGAGCCGUUUCUUGGCAGCCAACUAAUGGGAUCUUCAUGAGUGCAUUUCUCAUCGUUUUACCUCUGGAGUCUAUGGCUCAUGGGCUUUUCCAUGAGUUGGGAAACUGUCUGGGAGGAACGUGUGUUGGAUACGCUGUUGUGGUUCCCACGAACUUUUGCAGUCCUGAUGGCCAACCAACUCUUCUUCCCCCUGAGCAUGUGCAAGAGUUAAAUCUGAGGUCCACUGGCAUGCUUAAUGCCAUCCAAAGAUUUUUUGCGUAUCACAUGAUUGAAACAUAUGGUUGUGACUACUCUACAAGCGGACUGACCUUUGAUACCCUUCACUCCAAGAUCAAGUCUUUUCUUGAACUUCGGACAACAGAUGGACCCAGACACGAUACCUACAUUUUAUAUUACAGUGGUCAUUCACAUAGCACCGGUGAAUGGGCACUGGCAGGAGGUGAUGCUUUAAGACUUGACACACUUCUGGAGUGGUGGAGAGAGAAGAACAGCACUUUUUGUUCUCGACUCAUCAUCAUUUUAGACUGUGAGAACUCUCGUCCAUGGGUUAAAGAAGUAAGAAAAGUAAAUGACCAAUAUGUCGCAGUGCAAGGAGCAGAAAUGGCCAAAGUUGUAGACGUCGAGGAAGCAGACCCUCCACAGCUCGGUGACUUCACCAGGCAAUGGGUUGAGUACAACUGUAACCCCAACAGCAACAUCAGCUGGUCCGAAAAGGGCCGUACGGUGAAAGCAGUGUAUGGUGUGUCAAAACGCUGGACUGACUACACUUUGCAUCUGCCAACGGGAAGCGAUGUUGCCAAACACUGGAUGAUAUACUUCCCACGUAUCACCUAUCCAUUAGUACAUUUGGCAAACUGGUUUUGUGGUCUCAAUCUGUUCUGGGUCUGCAAAGCGUGCUUUAGGUGCUUGAAAAGAUUGAAAAUGAAUUGGUUUCUUCCCACAGUGCUGGACACAGGACAGGGUUUCAAACUCGUCAAAUCCUAAUUAGGAACCAAAGAGGAAAUUAAGUGAGAGCUCUGGGAACUUUUAUCACUUUACCAUGCUUAAAACUUUUUAUAUGACUAUUUUUCUCUGAAAAAAAAUCUGCUACACUCACUUUAUUCAGCUCUUUGAGCAGUAUAUGCAACAGUUAAAAACUGUGAUCCUAAGCAGAAGAGAGUAGAUUUGAGUUUUGUUACUGGUUUCUAUGUACAUAUGAUAGAGACAUUUAAUAUGUCCAUGCAUUUUGGAGACAGUUUACGUGUUCGUAGGUGUUACUUAAAGCAGCCUUCAUUUAGAAUCACCAGUUUGAUGGACAACAGCUCCUGUGAAUGUUAUAGCAUGCUUAUUUAUCAUUUAUAUCCACUGUAAGGUUCAAAUACCGGAAAGGAACCAAGCUGAUAUUCAAAUCAAUAUAUAUAUAUAUGUCCUUGAAAUUAUACAGUGGGCCAAGGGUAUUAUAAAACAGCACUGAGCCAAAAAAAUAGAAUAAUGAAUAGCCAUUGUAGAUAAGCAGCUAUCAAGAUUUUUUAGGUUUAUUUGCUUUUACAUCUUCAGGGCCUGCCUCAAUUCUCUACUGCCAUCAGUGGAAAUUUGCCACAGCAAACAAGGAAAUCAGACAACCCCGUACUGUUCUGAUGCUGCUUGGAUGUUUUAUGGAAUGCAAUUUUAAAAGGUUUCAGUGUUACUUUUGAAAUUCACGGUCUUGCUGGUGACUUUUUUUUUUCAAUAUUCCUCAGUAGUUAAUUUAUAUGUGGAAUAAAAAGUGCACUGAGAGGUUUCCCCUCACGUGUUAGGGUAGUUCUGUCUUUUCCAGGCUCUUACUAGUUUGUAUUUUGAAAAGUUACCCUGAAGAAAAAGAAACAAAACCCAGGGUAUUUAACAAAGAAAAUAAUCCAUAGAUAAAAAACGGAAAUAUAAGUGUUGCCUUGCUUCCAUGUUUAUCUGAAGUCUUUGCUGUCCCUAAGACCUUGAUGCUGUAAAAUGCUGAAUGUAGGGUUGGACCGUUUAAUUCAUUAUCUCUUAACUAUUAUCAAAGCUUAUCAGAAAGACUAGAUUAUGCCCCUAGGACAAGAGUGAAUCCUGAGUAUUCCUCGACUCUGUUCUCCUCACCACAAGGUCCUAAUCUUAAUCCUUCUGCUUACAGAGCUGGAUGGGACUUUGGAAAUCCUGCCCCAGCCUUUCCUCUUCAGUCAGAAAAGCUGCCUAGCUUUCUAAUCUUGUACUCUCAAGUGCAGAAAAUAUGGAGUGAAACAAUUAAGCAGCUAAGCACCACUUUGUGGUGGAUUUUUUUGCAUAUUUGUGUGCAAUGCAACAGACCUAGAGUUUACUUUUUUUCAGUUCCCAUCAGUAUUUUAAUAAAAAUGUUAGGCAUUAGCUGAUAUUUGUCUAAAAUAUAACUUAUUAAUAAUUUUAUUUAAAUAUAUGAGAAUACUUUAGGAGCUCAAGUUUUUGCCAGCAAGGGUUUUUCUAAUUCUGUUUAGACUCUUUAGUCCGCUAAGUUAGAGAAUCUGUUAAUACUUAUACAUCUUAGUAACUCCGGGAAACAAAAUGUGUGAUUAAAUUAUGAGAUCUGCCAUAGCCAGAGUAAUUUGUACUCACCAACCUCAAAAUGGUGAUUUUGUACAAUUUGCAAGUGACAGCCACUAAGAUUCUUCAUUAGUGUGUAUUACACAAUUUUGUUUAGCAAGACAGCACCCCAACCCCCCUUUGCCUUUCUUCAGCCGCUUCCAUAAUGUGAAAGAAGGUGAAGAAAUGAGAGAUGAGAUGAGGUAUCUUACCAAGGCACAAUUCCAUUAGGUCUUCUCUAAAUAAAUGGUGUGAUUGCAGCUCUGUCACAGGUUGGAGAUGUGGCCGUUCUCAGUAAGGGCAGAGGGUAAUCACACCACCUAGCGUCAGGUGUCCAAUGUUGGUUUCUAAUGUAGAAGCCUGAUGUAGGAGUGAUCUCUUUUUAAUUCACAUCUCUGAAAGCUUAACAUCUGUGCUCCGCUGGUACGUAACAAAGAUAAAUAAAUAUUUCCAGAGGAAAACUCAUUUGAUCCCUGUUUUAGGAUUAAUUUUCCUGUAAUUGUGCCGGUUAGAUCUGUUUAGAGUUUGCUAUCAUAUGCCAAAGGUCAAGCAAACAAAUCCUUUAUAUCUGUUUAAUAACUUCAGAGCACUUCUAUUCUUAGUUGUCCUCUGGAGCCUGGGCUGGGAACAUCAACUCCUCGUUCAAGCACAGAAAUUGGAUAUUAAAGUUAAGGUGAAUGAGCAUCCAUCAUGUUGCAGAAAAGCAGCACUGCUGCCUCUGCGGGAGGCAUUUUCAGCCAUUUCUGGUCAACAACCCUUGAGCACAGAGAGAAAAUAUUGCAUAAAAGGCAAUCAUUUGGUUUGUAAAAUAACCAUUGUUUUGGCCUGCUAUUUCAGUAAAAGGUCAUCUGAUUGUAUCAUAAGUUGUUCCAACUAGAGCGCUGCAAGGGUUUAACACAGUCCCUUUACCACAACACUGUAAUACCUGAUAGAAACCCUGUGAACAUUUGAGAGUCAGUGAGUUAGUCAUUUUUGGUUCGGAAAAGCUUUGGACAUCAACCGUAACACUUCUCACUAAUUAUGAGUUGGUCUUAUUCUGUAUUUGCUGCUGUUAGAUUUUUGUGGACGUCAUCUGUAUCUUUCUUUUUGUAGAUCAAGGGGAAUGGGAAAAGUGUGGGACUCCUGACCUGUCCUGGUAUUGUGAGCAGACUAAGAGUAUCCACUCUGCAGUUCAGUGGUGGGUAUAGCUCUGGGCAGAACAGACACAACAGUUGGUGCUGAUCUUUUGCCUCUGUUUAUUGAAUGUUCCAGCUUAUUUAUCAAACUGUUACAUUUUCUGUAGAAUAGACUGCGUGAUUUGUAGCAGUUUGCUGAAAGUUACAUAAAGAGUCAACUGAAAAAAACCAGCAAAAAGAUGCCAGGCAAAACUAAUAAUGUGUUUGUAGAUUUGUUUCAGUUUUCUGAAUCAAAGAACUCUAGAUUUCUGAAUUUGAAAUAGUUUUAACAGGAGCUAAGGUAUUCCUAUUUUUGAUCUUAUCAUUUUUUUAAAGAGCAAAGGCAUGGUGAAAGUGCUGAUUUAAACUAAAAGAAAUGUUUACAUUCAAAACUGUAAGGCCUUUUUGGACAGAGAGACUGUCUUGUGUGUUUCAAAACACAAUAAAUCCCAGAGUGUGGGAUGAUGAGUCUCAGGAAUCAAUAGUAUUAAUUCUCCGCUUCUACACUGAUUAAUAUCAAGGUGUCUACCCAUGACCCACAUUCCCAGUUGGAGUUUUUCUCUGGCUUCUGGCACUGACACACCCCCACUGGUUUCCACCCAGCCCUGGACACGUGCCUGAGAGACAACGUACCAGGAGCUCCUAACGUCAGUGAGGAGUUAUCCCUCUGCUGUUCCCUUGAACUUGAAAGAGAAAUUUAAAUCUAAUCCCAAAGAAUGUUACCUAUGCUUUAGUUACAUGCAGGUUGUUUUUCUUUUAGCAGUAACAAGCUUAUGAAUUAAUUGUUUGGAUAGAGAAAAUCUAAAUUUUUUCUUGAGAGGCUUGUCUCAGUACUGUAUAUUCAGACAUUUUGUUAUAAAGGUUAUUAUAAAUUUAUAUUACAGCAGUAAUUUUAUGUUGACUCUUUCAUUUACCUCCUGCAUUGUAUCAGCCUUACUGAAACAUGCAAAUUCUCCAAGUCCUACAAACACAAAUCUUUCUUUAAAAGGAAUUCGGAUUGCAAAUUCACAGUAAUGUUUUUCUCUUUUCUUCUUCACUAUGAGAGUAGUGAGGCACUGGCACAGGUUGCCCAGGAAAGCUGUGGCUGCCCCAUCCCUGAAGGUGAUGAAGGCCAGGUUGGAUGGGACCUUGGGCAGCCUGGUCCAGUGGGAGGUGUCCUUGCCCAUGGCAGGGGUUUGGAACUAGAUGAUCUCUAAAGUCCCUUCCAACUCGAACCAUUCUAAGUAGGGGUGGAAAAAGCCAUUCUUCUUCAUUUUUGCACUACCAGAGUUACAAAUUUGCAGUUCCUUAUGCUUUGUAUGCCUUGUGAUUGUUGUUGUCUAUCCUUCAGUUCAAGUUUUUCCCAGAAAUAAUUUCUUUGCCUUCAUUAAGUUUUCUUUUAAUUUUGCAAAGGUAUAACUAAUGCUAUGCUAGUUGUAAAGCACACCUGCUGCCAGCAGUAGACAAUGUAACUUGGUUGAAUCUCUUGUUUAGAAAUAACUUUUCUGUGGGAGGAUUUUUACAGGACAUACUGAUUUUACAUCUGUAAAUAGAUUUUUUUUGUCUGUAUUUGUGAUAUUGCUUAAAUAUAUUUUGCUGUUUUGGAUACUCCCAAGAU
Molecule: messenger RNA, 6643 nt
Organism: Cuculus canorus (common cuckoo)
Lineage: Eukaryota; Metazoa; Chordata; Aves; Cuculiformes; Cuculidae
Gene: TMEM168
Product: transmembrane protein 168
Exons: 5
Coding region: 227-2329 (700 amino acids)
Source: RefSeq, a predicted model, not a curated record